Saccostrea cuccullata (small rock oyster) is the source of this 1656-nucleotide messenger RNA. RefSeq names its product 5-hydroxytryptamine receptor 1F-like. The record is from RefSeq and is a predicted model, not a curated record. Gene Ontology annotation, molecular function: G protein-coupled photoreceptor activity. Lineage: Eukaryota; Metazoa; Mollusca; Bivalvia; Ostreida; Ostreidae. The transcript has a single exon. Gene Ontology annotation, cellular component: plasma membrane. Gene Ontology annotation, biological process: cellular response to light stimulus; phototransduction; G protein-coupled receptor signaling pathway. Bases 239 to 1420 code for a protein of 393 amino acids.
UAUAAUGUAAAGUUUACCUUCACUCCAUAGAUUGAAGCGUUUUACAACAGAUGAAAAAAAUUGGAUUCAUUCACUUAUAUAUCUUUCAACUGUCAUUAUUGACUCGCUUAGAAAACGAAUGUUACAAUCGUUCUGCUUGAGGACAGCGGAUAAUUAGAUUACAGGACAUAAUAAUUAACUUAAGAAGUUGUUGCUAUUUUGCAAAUAAGGACGCCAACAAUUAAACCAGGGAAAGAAAAUGGCGACUGUUGCCUUUCGCUAUGGAAUGGGGGCCUGUCUGGCACUGAUUGGUCUUCUGUCGGUUAUUUUGAACUGUAUCCUGUUCUUUACCUGUGUGAAGAGGAAACGUCUGAGAAAGCCCCCUCAGUUUUUUCUGAUUUCUCUGGCCGUGGUGGACAUUUUGGCCGUUCUUGGAUGGUUGUCUUUGACCGUCGUUUCCUUGUUUAACGAUGGAUGGAUUUUACCUUCCUGGGUCUGUAAAGCUCAGGAAUACUUUAUGUCUUUCUGGUUGUUCCUGAACACUCACUCAUUCGUUCUACUGGCUUUUGACAGAUGCCUUUUAUUUGUGAGACCAUCCAAACAUAGUGAAAUCUUCAUCGACACCGUGGUUUUCAUUAUGAUCCUGGCUCUGUGGUUCUUUGAUGGACUCCUCUCGGCUUUCCCGUACUUUGGAUGGGGAACAGUUAGCUAUUUCUCAAAUCAAUUUCAGUGCGCCAUGAAUCACGAGAAAAACAUAAGGGAGACAAAUUUUGUGACGGCCAUGUGCUUUGGGAUCCCAAUUACUCUUUGUAUGGGAAUGUAUCUUUUUAUUUUCAUAAUGAUUCGAAAAAUUAAGAAACAAGAAGAUGACAAUGGGGCGCUUAUAGUGGAGAGAAAUAGGAAUGCAAUCGGUGAUUCCUACUCUCAGAGGCUCCGCAACCUCCAAUACAAAUUCCAGAACGCGGGAACCAGAGCAAUCAAACCCAACAUCGGGAAAAAAUUCACAUACACCGAGGACGGGUACAUCCAUGAUGAUUCGUCCGAUGAUGAAAACACCAAUGAUGUCCAAAAGGGAAUCGAAAAGCAAAAGGUUCAACAGAAGAAGGUAUAUCACAUGGCUAAAAAUGACACUUUGCUCACAAAAACCUACGUCAUUAUGACGUUUUCAACAUUUUUUCUCUGGCUUCCAUAUGUUGUUGUUACGUAUAUUUUUCUUAAGGAUAGAUUCGCAAAUAUCAGUGACGAGUUGGUUUUUGUGGUCAUCUUUUUGUGCCACUGUACUACGCUUAUAAAACCUGUGGUUUAUGUAACAUACAAUAGCCACUUCAGAAAACACGUAGUAAAAUUGUUUCGUCGAAAAAGAAACAAACAAAUUGACAGUAACGCCAGUAACUCACAGACGGAUGGACAAGGUUAUGAUAAUGUAGCAAUGCAACAAUAAGUAUUUCUUAAUGCAAAUGCAUUUUUUAAAAAUUUUAACAAAGUUGUGCUUCUUUAUACAUAUACUGCAUUUUUAUAUCACGUCACAGUCUUAUACAAAUCUUGUGUGAGUUAGAUGAAACUUGUGAUUGUUAUUUAAAUCCUGGAGACUGUUAUUCGAACUCUUAUGAUUUAUAUUUAUAAACUUUUGGUUUAUAUUUAAUUAUCUUGUUAUUCAUAUGCAAUAAUCAUUGUGAA